AUGUCUGACAUGCAGAAGAUCUUUACCGCCAAGGCCUGCCCUCCUGCCGGCCCUUACACCCAAGCCGUCCAGGUCGGUCAGCAAAUCUUCGUGUCGGGCCAGAUUCCGGCCGAUGCGCAGGGCAACCUGAUCGAGGGCACCAUUGCCCAGAAGACCGAGGCCUGCUGCAACAACGUGAUUGCCAUCCUCGACGAGGCCGGCUCCAGCAUCUCUCGCGUGUUCAAGACCACCGUCUUCCUCGACGACAUGGCCAAUUUCGCCGAGAUGAACGGCGUCUACGAGAAGUUCUUCGCCCACAAGCCGGCGAGGAGCUGCGUCGCCGUCAAGACGCUCCCCAAGGGUGUCCCGGUCGAGAUUGAGUGCAUUGCUCUCGCUGGCAAGGCUUAA
This is a messenger RNA of Lasiodiplodia theobromae, 387 nucleotides long. Its product is annotated as YjgF-like protein. The record is from RefSeq and is a predicted model, not a curated record. Gene Ontology annotation, molecular function: deaminase activity. NCBI's taxonomy places the organism in Eukaryota, Fungi, Ascomycota, Dothideomycetes, Botryosphaeriales, Botryosphaeriaceae. Gene Ontology annotation, cellular component: mitochondrion; cytosol. Bases 1 to 387 code for a protein of 128 amino acids. The transcript has 4 exons.